UCGGAACAUUUUAGCUAGUUAACCGAUAAAGUAAAUAGGUUACACAUUUAUUUUAACCAUCUAAAGUCUAACGUUGCCUACACUGUUCGCACGAAACAACGUAUUUUGAUUGGUCGACUGGGCGCCAACGUCGGGAUUCUAUCCACAAACUGAAACGCGAGUCUUGCCCUCGCAGCUUCGUUGAUUAAAAUCGUGGCGUUCCCUCGUAGCGUGAAUGGGGUGUAUAUGCCGACCGCCGGGCCAAUCGCUUUCGAGGGAAAAUGUGAGCGCAAGGAAUUCCCCACGCAGUGAAAACAGUGUAACCUUAUGUUAGGCAGGCAGGAGUACGCGACAGAGCUCGCGUUUCUGGAGUUUCGGGAACGAUGAGCUUUCGGUAGUUUUCCCCGUUUGCCAAAGCGAAUGAAGUCAUUGAUGACAUCUUAAAGUGAAUCGAAAAGGAGGACCGAGAUGGUGACAGAUCGCUCAGUAUUGGUUUCAUUGAGAUGAUCGCACUGUAUCCAUCUCCGUUUACCCCGUGUUAAACUUUAAACGGCUGAAGUCACCAUCUGCACCACUGUUAUGGCACGUUAAACAGAAAGGUUUAGAUGCCCCAGACGCAGCUGGAGCAGGACUGUUUCCCAGAGCAACAAGAACCCGUAUCUCCACUGCUCUAUUGAGUCCACAGCCACACUCUCCAUCUCUUCAGCUGGAUUAAAGUCAGGAGCGUGCAGGACCAAGAGUUUUUGCCGAGGUUUUGCCAUCAGAGUGUUUCCUGUGUCGAGGGGUGUGGUGCGGAGCGAGGCGGUCCGGGGAGUGUACUAAGGGAUAGGAACCCUCUUCCUGGCAGCCUGUGUCCUACCCUCUUUCUCCUUUCAACACCAUGACCACUGCGGUCCAGUCUAGCGAGCUUGUCUUUGAGUUCGCCAGCAAUGGGAUGGAUGAAAUCAAUCAGCUGGAUGACCCUUCAGUGUUUCCAGCCGUGAUCGUGGAGCAGGUGCCCGCCGCUGACCUCAUGCAGGUGUACUCUGGAUUGGAGGCAGAUGAGGUGACGAAUGGCAUCAUGGUGGACACCAUUCAGGAUGUGGUAGAGGAAAACAUCAUGGGAGAUGUGGGGCUGUCUGUAGAGACCCCAGUCUCAGGCGGGGAGGACAAUAUGGAAACCAUUGUGGCAGCUGAGGCCCUGCUGAACAUGGAAUCUCCUAAUAACAUCCUGGAUGAGAAGCGCAUGAUUCACGCAUAUGGGAAUAUACUGGAAUCAGACCUGACCUACAUUUCCCUGCGCCCGGAGCAUCUUUCAAAUGGCAUGGAUGUUACUAUGGAUGAGGAGACGUCAUCGAUGGAUGAAGUCCCUCAGAGGAACUCAAAGCCUGCCAGAAAGAAAGUGCGCAAACCAAGAUCAGUGCGGCCCUGCUCCCCCAUCACCAAUCCAUCUUUCCCACUGAAGAAAAAAAGCAAAGAGGGCAAAGGUAACACUAUCUACCUGUGGGAGUUCCUUCUGGCCUUACUGCAAGACAAAAACACCUGUCCCAAAUACAUCAAGUGGACGCAAAGAGAGAAAGGCAUUUUUAAGCUGGUCGACUCUAAGGCGGUGUCCAAGCUGUGGGGAAAGCACAAAAACAAGCCUGAUAUGAACUAUGAGACCAUGGGCAGAGCGCUGAGGUACUAUUACCAGAGGGGCAUACUGGCCAAGGUUGAAGGACAAAGGCUUGUUUACCAGUUUAAGGAGAUGCCCCAAGACUUGGUCAUUAUUGAUGAGGAAGAUAGCCAAGGGGGCGACCCCAGUCCCGGGUACGCAGGGCACCGCUCCGCUCCUCACGGACGGGGGAUGGGGCGUGGGACAUCGCGCGCACAGGGGAAAAACUCAGGAAACACGCAGGCCAAAUCGGUGAAAAGAGAAAUAAGCCCUAAUUUGACCAGCAACAGAAGACAAGCAGAACAGCUGCUGCAGACGGUUCACGUUCUUCAGCCGAAUCAGGGAGCUGCAGUCCCUGCGCCUACACACUCCAUAAGGACUAUUAAUAUGCCCGGCUCUGUUCCCAUGGUCCUCACGUCAGGAUCUCAAGGAGGAGGCCCAGUCACUCUGCAGACCCUACCCCUGUCCUCCGUUCUGAGCACUGGAGAUUCUUCCACCCACGCCUCCCCGCCUCGGGUCAUACUUCACACUGUGCCUUCCUCCAGCCCUGGGGGUAAAGAUGUGCUCACCAUCCAGACUGCCUCUCUCACUACAGACAGCAUUCAGCACCAGCAGCUCCUUGUGUCCACGCUGAGCUCAUCCAGCGGUGGAGUCAUCAGCACCAUGCCACAGCAAACCAGCUGUUUUAAUGGCAUCACCCGCCUGGUCACCCUCAAUGGCAACGGCCAGCCUGUAGUGGCUCAGCAGCCCGGCACAGUCAUCGCUACCGUCCUGAAGCAGAGUGAGCUACAAGGCCUGCAACUGAAAGAGGAGAUGCUAGACCCGCAGUACCUCCAGUGUCUGGUCAACAGCCACCCCAACUUGAUCCCGUACUGCAAAGAGGAGUUCGAGGAGGGAGCAGCGGAGCUGAGCUACAGGACUGUGAUCAUCAACAAUGCCGGUCAGGAGCUGAGCCAGACCCACAAUGGACACUCGGAUGUGGGGCUGAUGGGUCUCACCCCUGUGGAUGAGCUGGAAGUGAGGGGAGAAGUCGCCCUGCACCCAGAGCGUGAGGCUAAAGAGUUCUCUCAAGGUCUGCAGGAACUGCCAGUUACCAUGCAGAUGCCCACUUCCCACUUCAUCCAGGUAAAAACAGAGCCGGCUGAGACCUAAAGCAUCAGCGGUGGAACAUGGACACAAUCGGCCAACAUGUUGGAUUUUUUUUCAGCGGAGCAGAUGAUCUGUAAUUUAUUGCUCUUGAUUGUUAGAAUCGCCGCUGACCUGAAGACUGUCGUUUACUCAAUGUUGUUGUGAAAUUGUACUUUUGAUAUUGAACGUUAAGGGAUACCGACCGUGAUGUCAUAAAAGCUCUUUUUGGACUGCUCUCUGUCACCCCCUUUGAACCCCAACAAGAGAGCAGCCAUUCUCCAACCAGGGAAAUUCCCACCGUAUGUGCCAGUCGAGAUGUUUUUGUCUCUGCUUAUCUCCACAGACAAAUCCAAAGAUUUAAUCCAGCCGAGGGACCAAAGGAGUUGGUGGUUAGCCAAAAUAAAACCAACAACAUACCGUUGACUUCAGGAUAAACACAGUUUUAUGGGAUUCACAAGAUGGAGAUGCCUUUGUUUCUCUUUCAUGUAGCGAUGUCAUUGGACUUCAAACCCCAGAAGUAUGCCUUUUGGAAGAGGACAGAGAGAGUGCCUCAUGGGAAGGCUGCAGGUGGUUAAUGCUUUGUUUUUGGAAGUGAUGGAUUGAAGGGAGGAUUAUAUGAUACACUGUUUUUCAAACAGAAUUAGGACAUUAUCUCAUUCCCUUUCCAAUAAUACCAUCACGCUCAAAUUCAAAGCAAUGCUUUUUUUUACGGAAGUGGGCAUUGUCUGUCCAAAGAGACAGUUCAAGUAGACUUUGUGUGUGUGUGUAUAUAAUAACAGACUAGAGAAUAUAGUGACAAAUUCCAAAAUCAUCUGCUAAAGUAUUUCCCCGAUUAUAAUCUUGUUCAUACGAAAUGGAACGCAGUAUAUAUACAUAUAUAAAUAUAAUAUACAAUCGAGAUUCAAUUUAUGGCCACAAAUUUAUUUAUUUUCUGAAUUUUUAAAUUCUGUAUAAAAGUCUUUUUAAACGAAUGCAAAAAUGAGGGAAAUUAUGCAGUGUGUAGGGCUAAUUUUACCCAUAACAUAAAACUAGUAUGUUUGUUUAUCGCAAGCUGUAUUUUUCAAUUCAGAGCAUUCCAUAUAAUCUGCACACCUUUCAUAUUUUAUCUAUUUUUCAAUAUACGGGGAUACGAAAGUAGCUUCAUGAGAUUAAGCUUUAUGCUGUUCUUGUUCACUGUGACAUGUUUAAAGCAAUUUUUACAGAGCGUAUGUGCUAUAAAUGCCUUUGGUUUCUGCCUUUCGAGCUGUCAUACUUUUACCCUUUUUUACAUUAUUGAUGCUUUUCUUUACACACCUGUUUUUCAGGACAAAGUUUGACACAGAUUUUGUCUCAUACGCAGCUGGUGUUGUCUGUGACAUUUAGAUAGAUCUUGUUAGACUUGUUAAAUGUAUUUAUUUGUAGUCUUCUGUGUUUGGCCUCCACUCCUUCCUCGCCUCAUUUAUAUUCAAUGAAUCUAGAGCACACUCUCUUAAUAGCUACAUUUCCACUAGCAGACCGUGUGGCCGUUGCCACCUUGUUCAUCACAAACUAAAUUUGAGCUAAAUUGACUGAAGUCAGGUGUAAAUGUGGACGUCCUGACACCCAGAAGCUGAUGGUGGGCAGCAGGCCUCUGCCACUAAUUCUGUUCGUCUGGAACCAGAGCGCAGCGAAAUAUUGACAGUGCUGCACUGACAAUCAUGGCUACAACUUGUAUUAAGCAAUACUACGUCAACAGGACAAUCCGUGAUUUUUUUCGUAUGAGAAAACUGUUCCGCUGCACUGCACUAUGGCCAGCAUGUGACCCGUUUUGUGUAAAAUUUUGUCGACCACAGCUUUUGACGUUUUUAAGGGUAAACGUAUGCCAGUGCUUUUCCUAUCAUUUUACCUUGGCUUUUCUUGGAGCUUUUCUUUUGUUUUAAAUGUUCUUGUAGUAGAAUAGAUUUUUUUCUAAAAAAAAAAUAAAAGUGAGACAACCAAAGGAGAAGACAUAAUAAAAACACAUUUUGCCUUAACAGAA
Triplophysa rosa is the source of this 4736-nucleotide messenger RNA. It is a transcript of the gene elf1, whose product is annotated as E74-like ETS transcription factor 1. Gene Ontology annotation, molecular function: DNA-binding transcription factor activity, RNA polymerase II-specific; sequence-specific DNA binding. Lineage: Eukaryota; Metazoa; Chordata; Actinopteri; Cypriniformes; Nemacheilidae. The transcript is spliced from 9 exons. Gene Ontology annotation, biological process: cell differentiation; regulation of transcription by RNA polymerase II. Bases 860 to 2764 code for a protein of 634 amino acids. Gene Ontology annotation, cellular component: nucleus. The record is from RefSeq and is a predicted model, not a curated record.